AUGUCGUGGGAAUCAAUCGCCGAGAAGAAGCGCGCGGCGCUCAGGGACUCGAUUCCCUCGCAAUGGAUCAUCCCGUCCGAUAUCUUGCCUCCCGGCGAUCAGGCCGAUGUGACCACGUUCCCUAAGGAAUCGGGAUUCUUCACAGAGCACGAACUCGAGAUUACAUCGACAAAUGCGGCGGAUAUCCUGGGAAAGGUGGCGAGCAAGGAGUGGACGGCUGUCGAGGUUGCCGAAGCGUUCUGCAAGACUGCGGCGGUUGCGCAUCAACUGACAAACUGCCUCUCCGAGACCCUCUUCACCAGCGCAAUCCAACAAGCCCGCGACCUAGACACCUACCUCGCAACCCACGGGACGACCAAAGGCCCCUUCCACGGCCUCCCCAUCUCGAUAAAGGACAACUUUAACAUCACCGGCGUCGACUCGACCGUCGGCUUCGCCUCGCUUGUAAACGAUCCGGCAACGUACAACAGCACGCUGAUCGACCUGCUUCUGGGUGCCGGCGCGGUGCUGUACUGCAAGACGAAUGUGCCCACGGCAAUGAUGAUCGCUGAAUCCGUGAACAACGUCUUUGGGCGCACGGUUAAUCCGCGGAAUCGGAAGUUGACCUCGGGCGGCUCGUCGGGGGGUGAGGCGGCGCUUAUUGCGUUUGGGGGAAGUCGCAUUGGGGUUGGGACGGAUAUUGGCGGCUCCCUCCGCAUCCCCGCGGCCUGCACAGGAAUCUACACAAUCCGCCCCUCCUUUGGGCGCUUCCCAAACUCCAUGACACGCUCAGGUCUCGCGGGACAGGAAGCCGUACUGAGCGUCAACGGACCCAUGGCCACAACCCUCGACGAGGUCAUCCUGUGGGCGUCCACAGUCGUCGGACAAGAACCCUGGCUCACGGACCCAAAGUGUCUUCCUAUCCCCUGGCGCACCAUCACCCCAAAACCGAAACUGAGAUUCGGCGUGCUCUACAACGACGGAAUCGUCACGCCCACACCACCCGUGGUCCGCGCAUUGAACGAGACAGUCGCGAAACUAAAGCGCGCAGGCCACGAGGUUGUUACGUGGGCGCCGACGGAGCACAAAGAGCUCCUCCAGACACUCUCGCGCAUGUUCGUUGCGGACGGUGGGAAAUCCGUGCGGAAGCUGCUCGAGCCUACGGGCGAGCCGUUUCGUCCGGAGAUGCGCAUGUAUGAGGAUGCUGAGGAUUGCGGCGUGUAUGAGAUGUGGCAGCUCCAGCUGAAGCGGAAUGAGCUUUGCAAGGCGUAUUUGGAUCGCUGGAAUCGAGCUGGGAUUGAUGCGAUUCUUUGCCCAACAACCCCCUACAGCACCGUCGAACACGGCAAAUUCGCCUACGUCGGCUACACGGGCGUCUUCAACGUCCUCGACUACCCAGCCGCCUCGUUCCCCUGCGGCGUGCUAACGGACAAGGAGGUGGACGGUGCCUACAUCGAGCACACGCCGCUGAGCGAUAUUGAUGCGCAGAUUCAGGGGGACUACUCGGCGGAAUCUGUCCACGGCAUGCCCGUCAACCUACAAUUAGUCGGGCGACGACUCGAGGAUGAGAAUGUGCUCGCCAUGACGGAUGUGAUCCUGAAGGCGAUUGCGUCUUCGUAG
Messenger RNA from Aspergillus calidoustus, 1599 nucleotides. The record is from the annotation of a GenBank genome assembly. NCBI's taxonomy places the organism in Eukaryota, Fungi, Ascomycota, Eurotiomycetes, Eurotiales, Aspergillaceae.